GGCUGCCAUUCGGUGCAAAUGGCAUUGUAUUUGUAGAGAGAGAAAAUCGUUGGGUUUUUUGUUUUCUUCCAUUUUUCUAGAGAGAGAAAGUGGGAAUGCUUGUGACUGAGCUGCCUUCGCUGAUUUUGAGGCAUCACUGAGAGAGAAAGGGAGAUUGCAGAGCAAGUUUCAGUCAUACCCAUUCAUACUUUCAAUUUCUUCUUCUUCUUGUUUCUGCAUUUUUUUUCAGGAAAGGAGUUUGUUUACAGGAAACAAGCUUGGCCAUUGCCAGAGUCCAGCAUUUGCAGUGUUUGAAGAUUGCUUCACAGAGAGAUCAGUUCCACUUUUGAAUCAGCUACAACAAUGGCUGACUCUGGUUCUGAGUUGUGUCCUGUUCAGUCUGCCGUGUUGGGGCACAAAUCCAAAGGCAGCCCUUUUUUCAGUGUCCCUGGUCUCUUUGUUGGCUUAAAUUUCAAAGUAGCUUCAGAUCAUGAUUCAGUCAAAAGUCCCACCUCUCCUUUAGAACUUAGGGUGUUUUCAAAUCUUAGCAACUCAAUAGGAUCCCCUAAAUCAUCCUAUGGCGGCCAUAGAAGGAGCUGGGAUUGUAGUAAAGUAGGAUUAGGCAUUAUUGAUUCUCUUGAUGAUGAUAAUAACCUAUCUGCUAAACCUCUUGGAUCAUCUGAGAGUAAGAACAUCAUUUUUGGACCCCAAGUUAGAACCAAGACUCAGACCCCAAAUCUUCACAUUGAUCCAGUUUUUCCCCGGGCAGGUCCUGGAUCUUUGCCUAAAAAUUGUCCCAACUUUCUACCAUUGCAGUUCAAAUCAAUACGUGGUGGUAGCUCAGAGGUUUUCUUUGAAAUUGGAGAACCAUUAGAAUUCAAGCCUUCAAAGAAGAGUGAGGCGUGUUCAUUGGACUCGACCCGGUUCGUCUCUGCAUCUCGUGGUGUAAAAGGUCGCAGCUUCUUCCAUUCUACAAAUCCAUUUGUGAAGAAAGUGAUGACAAAUGGUGAUUCUGAGCCUCAUGACAAAGUUUUGUCUGCAGAUGUUUCAACCUUAGCAUCUGUAACGCUACCUGUUUCCGGGUUCGUAGAGUCUCUUUCUGCAAGCCAGAUCGAGCUCUCCGAGGAUUAUACUCGUGUAAUAUCCCAUGGUGCCAAUCCAAAAUCCACUCACAUUUUUGGUGACUGCAUUUUAGAAUGUCACUCUAAUGAUUUGAACAACUUGAACAAGAAGGAGAUGAAUGAGAUAGGAUCUCCUCUCUCAGUUCGAAGCAGCCUGGACAAUCCUUCUCCAUGUCAACCAAUUGAUUUUCUGAGUUUUUGUUACUUUUGCAACAAAAAACUUGAAAGUGGGAAAGACAUAUACAUAUACAGGGGCGAGAAAGCGUUUUGCAGCGCUGACUGUCGCCAUCAGGAGAUUGUGAAUGAAGAAGAAUUCGAGAAGCCUGUCUGUGAAAUCUUCGAACAUUCUUCAACAUCCAGAGAUGGCAAAGAAGAGUUUGAAACUCAUGGCACCAUUUUUGAAUAAACAGGUUGGUGUCCUCCACAGCCACAGUGCCAAUCGACAAAUGCUGUUCGGUCGUCUGUUAACAGAAGAGCUGUUGUUAUGGCAGCCAUGGAUGAUCCUGUACAUUGAUGAUGCAUUUGUUUGAUUUGCAUUUCUUCACUGUCAGGGUAUGUUUUUCAUCUUUUUUUCCUUCUGAAAUUCUCAUAAAUUUGGCAAUUUUAUUGUCAAGCCCAGCUAGUAUGGCCUUGUAGAAGAGUUCAUAGGGUAGAAGCCUCUGCUUUCAUGGCUCCCCCAUAUUCUAAUUUUCUGGCUUUGUAUCUUUUUAAUGGCCAGAUAUGAUAAAACACUUUGAAGCACUGAGCAUCAUAUUUCUUUUCCCUCCAAAUUAAACCACAAAUAGAAUACUCUUCCAAAUUGUUGGU
Cucurbita moschata (crookneck pumpkin) is the source of this 1907-nucleotide messenger RNA. RefSeq lists its product as uncharacterized. NCBI's taxonomy places the organism in Eukaryota, Viridiplantae, Streptophyta, Magnoliopsida, Cucurbitales, Cucurbitaceae. Bases 343 to 1506 code for a protein of 387 amino acids. The record is from RefSeq and is a predicted model, not a curated record. The transcript has 3 exons.